AACUUUUCACUGGUUUCCUCACAUCGGUGUGGGCUCAGAUACUGGUCCUGGUCUUAGAAGGCUUCACGGGUCUUAACAUGAGCUCCCUGCUUUUUGUCCACAUGGAUUUGAUCAUGUUCCGAUGAUAUUAUGGUCACAUGGUGCGGACCCUCCUCAGAUUCCAGUCCCGUCCUGUCUUUAUCCCUGUGGACUCCGUCCAACUGCUCCGCGUCCGGCCAUGGAGAGGAACCCUCAGCCAGAGACUCCACUGUCUACCAGCAGCUGCUCUUCACCUGGUCCUGGAGGAAAACCCUGCUGGAACCUGGAUCUGAGACUGGUCGCACUCCUGCUGACCCUGGCUGCUGCUCUCAUCCUGGUCCUGCUCUACAGACUCCUGCAGCUCAGACACAGACUCCAGCUGACUCGUGCCAGACAUGCCCUGGAGUAUCAAGGCUUUUACCGCGCAGCCACGUACACACUCCAACACUCAGACCCCAGUCCUGACCCUCCUCUGAAGAACGGAACCAUUCCACAAUCUGCCGUCCCCAUCCCAACGGUGACAUCACUGACACCUGUGGACUUCACACCGCUACCACUUCCACCUACACUGCUGCCUCCGCCACCAGUGGAACCCAGUCCACCUCCACCCCCGCUGCCCAGACCCCUAGUCCGCCCUCCCCCUGCUCUCCCUCCUACGCCUCCUGUCCCAACUCUGCAGCUCCCCCUGCCUGUGAUCCAGGCCACUCCACCCAGCCCACACCUGUCGUGGGGAGCGUGUUCAGAAGUGGACAUUUACUCACGGAUCGGAACGUUCAGAGAGUCCAGACUUUCCACUCAGUCAAAGGUCAUCCUGUUUGAACACUCAUCCUUAUGACCUCUGCAGUCAUGUGAAUGCCAGGUCAAACUGGACAGAGCAUCAUGGACAGCAUGGGUCCUGUUGACCCUCAGUGUAGAACCAAGGUCAGAGGUCACUACAGCCUAGACUAUGUGGCAACUAUGCCUGGACUUUGGAAACUCCCCUGGAUACAAACUACCUUUACAAAUAAGAAGCUUCUUGUUGUUGUAAGUACGUGAGAAACUAAAUUGGAAUUAACCCUUUUCUGAACCAGGCGGGAUGGGCUGCACUUCACACCUACACCUGAGGGAGUUUUCUAUGAGGUUGAGCAGGAUUCAAGCUGAAAAGCCUCUGAUCACAAGCUCCAACCUGAGGUUCUAUUCAACCAUGACCUUAGGUCCAGAUGUUUUCUGUGGCUCCUCGACUGCAUAUGAUUUUUAUUGAUACCUUCCAUUGAUAAAUUGAUGAUGGUGAGAGGAACAUGCAUCUAUAUAUAUUGAAGACACAGAAGUGAUGCAUUGUGGGUUAAACAUUGCCAGGCUACAGAGAAUGUUGUAUUCAUGGUCAAUUCUCCAGUAGAAAGUUGUCUCUCCUUGCCCAGUGGGAUUCUCUCCCUCUCCAGGUUUCUCUCAUACCUAGGGCCACGAGCCACUGAUUGAACAGCAUGGCUUUAGCUGAUAUACUACAGGCUGCCCAGUCAUAAUCACUCUCACAGCUAUUACAGCAUCAGAGCAGCAGCGAUUGUAUAUGACUUAGAGUAAGUGUUAAAUCAUCACAUGAGGUCAGCAGCCAGUUAGGUUUCAUGCUGUGGUUCAGUGGACAGAGCAGAUUGUCCUUCAACUGGAAGGUCAGUGGUUCCUUAUCAGAGUCCUGCCUGUGUGCUUAUUGAUGUGACACUGACAGAAAGGAGACUGAAGAGUGAUUGUUGUCACAUAUGUUGAACUAUAAAAGACUGGGUUUUUAUUUUCAACCUUCACUUCACUGUAACAAUCAUCUCAUCCCAGAGUGUGAUGACGCUGUAAACAGUUGUCACACACAGGAGACGACAGUCACUCAGUGAUUUUUAUUGUGUUUCAUGUUCUACAGUGAUGCAGUUGUUGCAGCUGAUCCCAUUGUUCCCACAGAGGGGUGUGUUUUCCUGACCGUGGUUUUCCAGCUCUUGUUCUCUUCCCUCUGUGUUUCCUCUGAGCCUCAGUCUUCUGUUUAGGUCAGGUCUUCAAAUAAGUGACUGACAUAAAAAAAAGAAAUCUCCAACUGCAGCUGUUGACUCAAAUAUUUGGUUCAGGCUCCUGGACGAUCAGAGUCCAAUUAACGGUUGUUUGUUGGUUUGAUUAGAAAAAUAACAAAUAUGUACAGUACAAACCCCAUCAAUAAUUCAACACAUUUCCUCUACUGUUCUUACUGAUUCAUUUACAAAGAUUUAAAUUCAUCGGAGUGUUGUUUUCUCUCUGACAGAGUGAAAAGCGACACUUCAUGUAGAUACAUUUUUAAUUUCUCCGUACAGUUAGCUUUUGGUGCAUGAACGGCAGCGAUUACUAUGGCAACAAAUGACAUUUAAAAAGAUAAUUAAGCAAAGGUUAUUUGAGAAUUCAAAUAGGUGGGUUACAAAAAUUGCUGCCGUGUCUAAAUGUCAGACCGACUUCUCUGACAGAAAACUGAAGAUUUAAACCACUCACUCUACCAAGCCAAAGCUCGUACCAAAGUCCAUAGAGAAAAUCAGUGAUUUU
Messenger RNA from Cynoglossus semilaevis (tongue sole), 2541 nucleotides. Its product is annotated as 36.4 kDa proline-rich protein-like. The record is from RefSeq and is a predicted model, not a curated record. NCBI's taxonomy places the organism in Eukaryota, Metazoa, Chordata, Actinopteri, Pleuronectiformes, Cynoglossidae. The transcript has 3 exons. Bases 122 to 853 code for a protein of 243 amino acids.